UAGAAACUGCUUUGGGUGGAGCCCUUCCUUCUCUUCGAGCUUCCACUAGCUUCUGCUGUAACGUAAUGGCUGACUUUGUGAAGAAAAAGAUCGUAGAGAAGCUAGCCAAGUUUACUCGGGACAUUAAACCCAGUGAUAUAUCCCUGAGUUUCCUCAGAGGGAAGGGAGAGCUGCGUAACCUUGAUCUUAACACUGACGUGAUCUCAAGUGCGUUACAGCUACCGCCAUGGAUCAGUAUCGAUCAUGUUUUCUGUGAUAUGAUCAAACUUGACAUCCCAUUUACUGAUCUCAACAAGAGUCCUAUUAAAUGCAUGCUUGGCAUGGUCACAAUAGAAGUGUCAACUUCUCGUGAGGUUACAAAGAGAGAGAAAUCUGAUCUCUUUGGAAAUAUCGGCCAGUCCAAUUCUCCAUCGUCUUACGGUUUGACUGAGAAGAUUAUCGACGGAAUGAGGAUUGAAAUCAACACGAUACUUGUCCAGUUUUCAAAUCCGGUUUUUAACGCUAAACUUGAGAUAUCAGAUGUCCUGAUUCAGAGCACAAAUUCAUCAUGGACCCCAGAUAUACUCUCGCACUGUCGAUAUAAAAACGAAGAAGAAGGCUCCGUUAUAAUAUACAAGAAGGCAACAUGGAGCAGCAUAAAGAUAGAAGGACAGGGAGUUGAAGAUGGAUCCAACUCUCCCUCCUCUUCAACUCCUCCUUCCCCUUCUCCCUCCUCCCCCUCCUCAUUUCUUUCUCAGUUGCGUCUUGUUACUAGUCUAACGGAAAUAAGAGUAGCUCUUAAGAGACGCUUGAGUGACUGUAAGGUUCUACACACUCGGGUCUCCGUUAAUUUAGGAGACCUUGUUUGGGUUGUGACCCAGCAGCAGCUGAAGGCUGUCUCAAGGCUAGUCCAGUCACUGACUGAUGCGGCUGUUAACUUUGCACAGCAUGAGAGAGAGGGGGAACUCUCUCGGCUUGGUUCUUCUCGAGACAGUCUUGAGAGUUUAGAGAGCGUCACGUCCUACGGGUCUUCUCAAGAUGGGCCAGGAGAUGGUAAGGACGACAAGAGAAAAGGAAAGAGAAAGAAGUCACCACGACGGACCGAGAAAGAUGCUCAGAAAGAAAGAGGUUUAGUGAAUCGACUUUUAGAGUACCAGAUAGGUGUUAAGAACCUCCCGUCACACGAAGUGGUACAGGAUUCCUUCCACUUGAAAACAGGUAACGUUGAUUUGCAACUCUGUGACGAGAAGGCAUCUCUCCUCCUCCAAGUGAAGAAGUUGCUAGUUGAUGUCUAUCUUGACCAGCUGGCUAAGAGCGGUCGUAAGCACUGGAACAAAUCAAACAUUAAGCUACAAGACAAUGUGGAUUGGUCCUCAAAUUUAGUGACUCAAGCGAGCAAGAGACAAGACAUCAAUAUGUCUUCUGUUAAUAUUUAUCGACUGCGAGAAAGAGGUGUGGUUAUUAGAUGCUCUGAUUUCAGUAUCAAGUCUAUCGCUGAUGCAUCGUCUGAAGAACUCUUACCAAUAAUAUCCUGCGAUAAGGAAACCUUUAAUCUUCCAAACGAUAUUGAGAACCCAGCUUUCCAGUGUGGGAUAACAACAUACUAUUACCCCAUUGCUGAAGGAAACAGGUUCCUUGUACCUCGUCCUAAUAUAUUCAUUUAUAUAUCACCGAUACAUGUUAACUUCCAUCAAGAGCAGUGCCUCUGGCUGGCAGAGUUUGUCCAAGGUGUUGCUCAAACUGUCAACCUUGACCUGUUGCUCUCAGCUCACGACGAAGGACAGCACUUACUCCAGGAACUGAAGGCCAAGAGAGACGUGGUCAAUAAACUAAAUGGAGUUGACAUGAAGUUUUAUUUACCAUACAGCAAAAUUACAUUGCCUGUUAAUGAGGUUUCUACUGAUGGUCGUCCCAGAGCUUUACAAAUUGAAACUGGCGGGAUAACUGUUGAAAACCACACCCUCCUCUUCCUCAUUAAAGAUGAAACAUUCCUAAAAGCCUGGGAGAGAGUGAAGUCCGGCUGGUUCCCAAACUCACAGAACCAGUUUCCACAUUCGUCUAAUGAUCCAUCCCUUCUCCCUAGUAAUCUCGUUGAACUAAUUGAGGCGGAGAUUAUGGGCGGAGUCAACACCUCCCCUCCUAAUAAAAAUGCAUCAAACAUAUCUUUAUUACAUGCCAGUGGUGGGCGGGACCAGACUCACCUCUCCGCUCCUAAUAUAACUUUAAGCUCCGCCCACUCUAUAGCAUCGACCAAUCAGAUUAAUCUAUUGAUGUUGGAGUGUUGGCACGCCCACACACGUUGCGUUAAUUUGUCGUUUGUUGCUGACAUGAGCCACAAAGCAACUCUACACACAAAGCAGUUUGUACAGGACUUUCCUUUCUCUCUCUGGCUGUUCCAACCAAAGAAAUUUGAAGAGAUACUCUUGGCAGCCACGCCCAAUGACACGCCUACUUCCUCCCACCUCCCCUCUAUUUAUGCAAUGGUGGAUAUCGCUAGUCCAAUCUCUCUUCAAUUAGAACACCUUCAGUUCCUGUUCUUGAUGAGACUGAAGGAUUCAUUCCAGUACUUUAAGAACCGAAUAAUGAAGUACUUCUCUAUUGAUACACUGAUAGAGUCCCAGGGUACUCAAGCCUUUCAAGUUACGAAGGACGGGAGUGACAUUGAAUCGAUUGACGAUGGAGAGAGUUCUGAAUCAACUGAUGACAUAAAAGGAAAGUUAAAGGCUGCCUUUGCUAGAGGGAGGGAGAGGGUGGACUCAAAGGUACAGGGUGACUACGUAACAGCUGGUGUCUCACUAUCUGGGCUUGAGGUAUCGAUAAUGCUCCCAACAUUGACCAGGAUCAAUAAAAAGAGAAAAAAAGGAGCCAAACAUGAGACAGGACCAACAGCUCAAGUUAUGAAUAUAGAAACAGUUGGGCCCGAUCCUUCACCGGCUGCUAGCAGUCCUAUCUUUCCAUUGGAAGUGUCUUUCUCUCCUCCCACUCCAUUUCCUCCUGAUAGUGUCCCUUCUCCUCUCCCUCCCUCUCUCUCUCAAACUGAAGUUAUUCAAAAUGGCACUGGGCCUCCUAAAGACAGUGACAGUUUCAUUUUUGUUGAACCUCCUCAGGAUUUAACACAGACUGAGCUGCCUCCUCUUGUGUCAUCUUCUUCAAACGUUUCGUCGGAUGCUAAUGAGAAUACAGUCCCUAACAGUGAGAGUACUAGCAGCAAUGAGGUACCACUCCCACAUUCUGAGGCCACGCCUCCUGACGAUGAUGUUGAUAUUCCCAAUGCUCCUAUUGAUACUUUAAAGCCGCACCUGUUAAAUGUAGCAAACAGUUUGAAAUCGGUUUCAAUGUCUUCAACUGGCGGAUCCUCUCUCUCUUCUUUUGUAGUUCCUGAGUAUAUACUGGUAGCUAAAGUAGGUGUGGUUCAGGGCGGGGCCACUAUAUCAUCAGAAGGCAUUUGCUUCAAGGCAGCUGUAAGAACUGUUGAUUUGAAUGAGUACAAGGAAGAGGAAUACAAACUGAUGAAUGACGAGAAAUCGAGAAGAAAGAGGAUCAAGAAAGAAGGAGGAGAGAGGGAUAGUGAUGUCCUUCCAGUAAUUAAAGCAAGACUAGAACUAGGACAAUCAGCUAGUACUUACUUUCCAAAGGAAGAUGGUGACAUUAAAGAUCCUGAGUCUGAUAAAGAGAUGUGGUCUACCCCAGAGGGUGUGGUUUUUCUCAAAGUAAACGGUCUUAAGCCGACCCUAGCACUGAAGAACACUAUGGUAAUGAAGGAUUUCUUCGACGAUGAAAUUGAGAGUGAGGUACCAAUCCCGCUCCAGUUGCGUCUAACAGAAACUCAAGUCUCACUUAAAGACUCUGUCCCAGCCCCCCUGCUCCACCCUCGUAAUCUAACGGUUAAUAUCCCUGACCUUUUUGUGAACCGCGGACCCAGGGCUCGUAAUACUAAUCUACUCACGGCUGAAGGAGGAGGGAGAGCUACUCCUGUUGUUGGUAUGGCCACACCCCUUGUUAUUAAGAAAAGUGGGAUUGCUACGCCAACCGUUGGCGUGGCGACGCCCAUUGUUGCUAGGAGACAAGAGGAGGGGGUCGAUGAUGAGAAGUUGUUACAAUCACUGGUGGAUCAUUUGAAAGCUAACGAAGGAAAGACCCAGAGCAAUCACAAACUGCAGGCACUAGUAAAAGAAAUACAGGGUUUACUUGAGACCACACCCACUUACACCGAUUCACUCUCGUGCGAUUUUUAUACCAACCUAACAUCAGAUAAGCCACACCCCACAGUUGAGAGACUACAAAAUGAAAUAGAUACACUGAGGAAGGAGAACACUGAGCUUAAUGGAUCCUUAUCACGAUCAAGAGAAGACACAAAGAAUGUGGCUGAAGAGAGAGCAGAGGUUGUGAAGCAGCUGGUGAAAGUACAAAUGGAGCACGCUACACUACAACUAGCACACGAGAAGCAGCUGAGACAAAUUGACCGAUUAGUAACUGAGAAAGGAGAUCUACAGGAACAACUGAAGCAGUAUGGCAUAACAUAAUUAUUAUAUUAUUAUAAUAAUUGCUAAUUUUGUUGUUAUUAUGCUGUUUAUAGUUAUUAUAUAAUAAGGGCACACUAGUAUGCAAUUGAUUUA
Molecule: messenger RNA, 4595 nt
Organism: Amphimedon queenslandica
Lineage: Eukaryota; Metazoa; Porifera; Demospongiae; Haplosclerida; Niphatidae
Exons: 6
Coding region: 66-4502 (1478 amino acids)
Source: RefSeq, a predicted model, not a curated record